AUGUCUUCCAACCUGUCUCAUCUGCUGAGAAACUCACGUAUCGCCCAGGUACCCAGGUCUGGUAGCCCACCGACCUCCACAGCUCCAAAAUACGCCCCCACACAUCAGGUUAUUGAAACACGACCUUCGACCCUGCAUCGUCAAGAAUGGGGUCUCAAGAGCUCGCUGCCUUCCAAAGUUAGAACCAAAUACAUUGUUUUCAAUGAUCUGGAUACUCUUGAGCGUCUCACGACAUUCGAACCCAAUGGAGGGUCCCAAUGGAAUCGCAUCAGGUUCCAAGAGCUUGGUGUCGCUCCCAAAUACAAUCCAGGAAAGGCCAACCCGCUUUUUGAAAAGGCAGCAGCCUCUGGAAAUCAGCUUGUGCCUCUCAGCUCUCUGUUGAAUGUGGACGCAUCGACCCCCAAGGCAGAAAUUGAGAGAAGAGUCUCCCAGAUGAGAAGUCUGCGGGAUGCAUUCAAACAGUGGGUACUGAAAAACGACCCAGAAGCGCUACAGAACAAGUCGUUCACGGUCAAGGACAUGACUGAUAGUGCGGUCAACUUUUUGAAAGAAUCAACGAAUCACAGCGUCAGCUUAGAUUCGGGUUCUCUACGCAGAACAGUCGGUACAGGUGGCCUUACAUACAACUUGCACGGAAGGCUCAGAAACUCCCCCAACGGUGUCGUACAAAAGACUAUCGUUCCUGGUAGAUUCUUGAACGCCGAAGGGAAUGACAGACUAGCCGCCAUUGGUGGGUUUGUUGCCAACGCGGGCUCAUCUUCUGUGUCAACUUCCCAAAUGGACUACAGAAUGGGUGAUUUUGUUCGUCAAGUACAGGUGCCGUUCUCUGUCAGCCAUGCUGCGGUGCAAGACAAUGGUAAAGUGGUGCUGAGGGCAGCUGCCGUUAGUGGCAUGAGCUCCAGGGCCAAAAUACAAAUGAACAGUAGAGGCUACCAACAAAGGCCUCCAAGAAGAGCCUCAUCCCGCAGUGCAACGGCCGAAGAAUCUACAAGACAUGCGGAGGAGCUGCUGAAUAUCUUGACCAAUUUCGACAAUGGCAAGAACAAGAAGUUGCGAUAG
Lachancea meyersii CBS 8951 is the source of this 1059-nucleotide messenger RNA. The record is from the annotation of a GenBank genome assembly. Lineage: Eukaryota; Fungi; Ascomycota; Saccharomycetes; Saccharomycetales; Saccharomycetaceae.